This is a messenger RNA of Abrus precatorius (Indian licorice), 1862 nucleotides long. RefSeq lists its product as uncharacterized. The transcript has 2 exons. The record is from RefSeq and is a predicted model, not a curated record. NCBI's taxonomy places the organism in Eukaryota, Viridiplantae, Streptophyta, Magnoliopsida, Fabales, Fabaceae. Bases 406 to 1758 code for a protein of 450 amino acids.
UGUAUCCCCCACCCAACACCAAAAUAAAAGAUCAGCAACCAUAGAAAAAGUGGCAUCCAAACAAACAUGUAAAUCAUACUCUUCUCUGUUCAUUUUCAUGCUUCUUCCUUCAUUUUUCACCUACUACCACAUUGUCCUUAACCUCCACUUCCAUUUCCAUAAAGCAAGUCACUUCAUUGCACUCCAAGGUUCUCCCUGUCCCUCUCUCUCUCUCUCUCUCUCUCUCUCUCUCCAUGCUUGUGAGUGAAUUCAUGGUUGAUCUAUGAUAAAUCUUCCUCUACAAGUUAGUCUAGUUAGUAUACAUAGACAACCAAAUUAUAGGGAGCACGAUUUGAUGAACCAAAGACCAAAAUUCUGUUUUCCUUGUGUUUCAAAACAAAGUUUCAAGGCGUAACACGGGCUAGAAUGGACUCAUUCAAUCAGAGUUGUCAGAGUACAAGCUUCAGGUACAAUCCAAAUUUGAACACAAGGACCCAUGCAGAUGAUGAGGCUGAAUUCUCAGGGAUUCUUGAUGUCUUUGUUCAUCAUGCUAGGAAUAUUCAUAACAUAUGCAUCUAUGACAACCAAGAUGUGUAUGCCAAAUUCUCUCUUACUUACAACCCAGAUGAGACUCUCUCUACAAGCAUCAUCAAUGGAGGUGGCAAAAACCCAACAUUCAAUGAAAACUUGAGGAUGAAGAUCACCCAAACAGAUGCUGUUCUUAAAUGUGAAAUUUGGAUGUUUAGUAGGGCAAGAAUUCACAUGGAAGACCAGCUUUUGGGCUUUGCUUUGGUCCCAAUUUCACAAAUUGUUGGCAAAGGAAAGAUCACUGAAGAUUACAGCCUUUCCUCCACUGAUCUUUUCCAUUCUCCUGCUGGAACUGUCCAAUUAACACUGUCCUUAGACCAAUCUUUGGCAAUCAAUUCUGAAUCAGCAAAGAACUCAUCUAUAUCAUCAGAAGUUAUUUUGCUUGAUAGAAAAAUCUCUGAAGUUAUGUUGGACCCAGUUGAGUAUUCUAGAAUUGAAUUUCCUGACAUAAGUGUGGUGAAGGAGAACCAGCAAAUGGUUUCUGAAUACUUCAAUUUGGCUUCUCAUGGUACUGCUUCAAGGUCCAAUAUUGGGGGGCUAUUACCAUUUCUUCACCUUGGUGCAUCUCCUCCUCAACUUGAUGACUGUGAGAUGACUGUUAGUUCACCAGAUGAGAAUCAUGUUGAGUCCAUUUCUCCCAAUGAGAGCAUUCAAAACUCUUGCUUCCUAGGCUCUACUAUCACAACCUUGAGUGAUGAUAGAAACUCAGCAGAUUCAGUUGAGAAAAAGAAUCAUUUGGGGGGUGACUCAUCAAAUUCUGUCACUGUUUCAAUCACUGUUGAAGGUAGCCAAAACAUUGGUGCCUGUCCAGAUACACCAACAUCCAAGAAAGAAGAAAGUGGAACUAAAGAUGACAAAGAAGCAAAAUUCUCAAGCAAGGAAAAGGAAAACAAAAAUGAUAGGAACAUUGACACAUCAACAUUUGGUCAAGUUUUUUCGGCUCCAUUAGGGAACAUCAAUCUUGAGGCUGAGCAAUCUGCUAUGCAAAAACAAAUAGUGGACAUGUACAUGAGGAGCAUGCAACAAUUCACUGAGUCCUUGGCAAAAAUGAAGCUCCCUAUGGACCUUAACAAACCUGAAAAAGAAGAUCAUGGUGAUGUGAUUCAAAAUCAUGACAACAGCAAAAUAGAAAUUGAUAAGAAGAAAAAGGAUGGAUCACGUGUGUUUUAUGGUAGUAGGGCAUUCUUCUGAUCACCUCUUGAUGCUGAAGAUAGCAAGAAAUGAGUUGAUGAGAGUUUCAUUAAUAUAACAUUAUCAGGUACCUCAAUUUCUUCAGUGAUUUUUAUUACAGAUUU